Messenger RNA from Hemiscyllium ocellatum (epaulette shark), 2502 nucleotides. Its product is annotated as fibronectin type III domain-containing protein 7-like. The transcript is spliced from 13 exons. The record is from RefSeq and is a predicted model, not a curated record. The coding region runs from base 1 to 2502 and encodes 833 amino acids. Gene Ontology annotation, molecular function: protein binding. Lineage: Eukaryota; Metazoa; Chordata; Chondrichthyes; Orectolobiformes; Hemiscylliidae.
AUGGACAUCCGAGGAUUGACUUCUGUGCUGCUAGCCUGCAUUGUGAACGUGAGUGAUAACAAAUGUCCUCGGCAAACUUGGUCUUCCUUUGAAGAUUUCACCAUGACGAUUUUCACCGUGACAUCCAGGAGUAUUUCAGCUCGAUGGAGUAGAUAUGUAGGAGCACAUUCCUACAGGAUUUCUGCAAACUCCGUAGCAGUUAUGGGGCAGCCAGCGUUUGUCAUUUUCAACAAUCGAUUUGUUCUCGGUACAAUCACCUCCCUGUUACCCGCAACUUUGUACAACGUUAAAGUAGAGGUUCUUGACGGCAACGGUAAUGUAUUGGCCGAAGAUCAAACACAACAAGUCACAACUCCUGAUAUUCCUCUAAAUAUAAAGGCUUAUUCAAAGACGAGCAGUAGCAUUACUGUGAAUUGGUCCGCUGUUCCCAAAGCCACUGGCUACGUCUUGAAAGCAAAAUCUGGCAGUUCAGUCAUUGAAACUGUUGUGAAUGAUUCAUCUGGGACCCUGACAGGGUUGCAGCCAUAUACUUUAUAUACCAUCUCUGUACAAUCUUCUAACGCUGGAGGAAACAGUCAGCCAUCAUUGCCUGUAGAAACAAGAACAGUUUUAGCUGCCCCUGUCAUCCAUUCUACAUCACCAAAUUUCAAAACCAUCAUUGUCAAUUUGGAGCCUGUGUCUCAUGCAGUGAAAUACAGCUUCAUUAUCAUCAGGUCAGAUGCAGUGGGCAACAAGAUUAAAAAGACCAUAACCUCCGCCAAUGUAUCAUUCACUGACCUGGAGCCAGGUACAUGGUACACUAUAAAAGCACAUGCGUUGGAUGCCAAUGGUAUUCCUGGUGAUGAUAAGAUAAAGGAACAAAUAACAAGACCCCAUGCUCCACAAUCUGUAAGAACAGUUCUUACCACUGAUUCCUUGAGCACAACUCUGGGGGUUUUUGUUACAUGGAAUGCCUCAGAAGGCUCAACAAAUUACCUUGCUACACCCAUUGAAAAAUCUCGGAAUGUAGUCCAGAACUGUACAUCACGAUCCACAUCCUGCAUCAUUUCUCCAGUCCCGUGUGGUAUACAGUACAAUGUCACUGUAGUAGCUUUUAAUGAUGCUGGCCCAUCUGAUGCUGCAAAACCUUCAGAGUUUAUGAGCAUACCUUGUAGUCCAAGUGACAUCACAAUUUGGGAGAUCGACUCUGGUAAUCUGACAGUAUCCUGGUCCCCAUCCCACCUGACUGAUUACUACACAGCGUUUGUGAAAAGAGAUGAUGGCCUUGAGGUUAUGUGCAACACCUCCUUAACAAGCUGUUCCUUCCAGUCCGAAUGUGGAUUCAUUUACUUUAUCAGUGUUUUUUCAUACAAUAAAGUUGGGCAGAGUCCUCCAGGAAAUGUUUUAAAUUACACAACAGCACCUUGUUGUCCAACUCAUGUUAAAGCUGUGUUUGUCUCAAGUGAUACUAUUGAGAUGAAGUGGAAUCCAGUUCGUGGAGCUGAAAUGUAUGAAACUAAAGCCCAAGAUGCGAGUUCAGUGAUAUUCUGCAAUGACACAUCCACACUGUGUACAUUGUCUGGAUUGAAAUGCAACACAAUCUACAAUAUUACUAUAUAUUCUUACAGUGAUAUCAGGGGGUUCAACUAUUCAUGUCAGAAAAGAUCAAUCAUCACAGGGCCAUGCAGUCCCAGCAUUCUAAAUAUUACAAAAGUGAGUCCAUCGACCAUUAAUGUGUCAUGGCAACAAAAUAAUCAUGAGGCUGUGUACAAGGUUUUUGCUUUUGGAAAAGCUGGGGUCAGAUCCUGCAACAGCUCAGGAUCUUCUUGUGAAAUCAAUGAUCUCCCAUGUGGAGCUAUCUUCUCUGUCAGUGCAGUGGCCACAACUCCAGAAGGGAAGAGCUUACCCAGUUACAGUCUACCAUUAGAAACUGCGCCCUGCUGCCCAGAUAGCUUCUCAGUCACACAGAUUACACAGUCAAUGACCAACGUUAGCUGGACUGAAGCAAUUGGAGCACAGUCAUAUACUACAGUCUUGGAAUCAUCUAAAGGGCAGGCUAAAUGCCACACUGGAGAAAACCAUUGCCUGCUUGGGUGUAUAACUUGUAGCACCAAUUAUACGGUGUCUUUAAGUGCCAUUAGUGAAACUGGACUGACAUCAGUGUGCAAUUACAAAGGAUACUCUUCCAGUGGCUGUUGCCCUUCUGCAAUUAAACUUUACAGGUUAGGGAGCAACGCGUUAAGAGUUUACUGGCAUGCCACUGCAGGUUCUGUGAACUACAUUGUAAAUGUUACCAGCAACAAUGCAAACUUCACCUGCUCUACGGUGCUGUGGGAGACAUACUGUGACAUAACUGGGAUUUACUGUGGGGACAUUUACAUGGUCACUGUCUCUCCCGUUUCCACAGAUGGAUCAAUAGUCACAUUUUGUCCGAUGAAAAUGUAUUCAGUAUCUUGCUCCAUGAAUUCAGGUGCAAUGGUAAUUUAUCGAGGGAGGAGGAGCUUAUUUUAUAAUGAAGCUUAG